Molecule: messenger RNA, 7159 nt
Organism: Cavia porcellus (domestic guinea pig)
Lineage: Eukaryota; Metazoa; Chordata; Mammalia; Rodentia; Caviidae
Gene: Zbtb21
Product: zinc finger and BTB domain containing 21
Exons: 2
Coding region: 445-3636 (1063 amino acids)
Biological process (GO): regulation of transcription by RNA polymerase II; negative regulation of DNA-templated transcription
Cellular component (GO): nucleus
Molecular function (GO): DNA-binding transcription factor activity, RNA polymerase II-specific; protein binding
Source: RefSeq, a predicted model, not a curated record
GCCCUUGCCUCCCACGGCUCCCACUGGCAAGAAAUGCAGUGACGAUCGCCUCUGCUGCCACAGUGCAGGGUCCCACCAGACCCCAGCCCGCAGGUCGCCGCCGCGGCCGCCGCUUCUCGGAUCUGCUGGACUCAAGCCGCGGCCGCCGGAGAGAACGCAGGGACCCACGCGCGGCGCAGACACUGCCCGCGCCCCCUUGCCCCGCCCUCCCGGCCCCAGCGCCGCGCGCCUCCCUCGUCCCGCCCCCCGGCGCCUGUCGGCCAAUCCUGGCGCCGCGCACGUGACGAGCGCUGCCUGCGAUGACCUCAUCCCUGGUGUGGGAUGACGUCAAAUUCAAGAUGGAUGGAAUCACAGCGGCAGCGGCGGCUGCGGCGCGCGCGAGCCGAGUGUGAGCGGAAAGGAGCCUGGCGCCUGCCUCGGAGCUGAAGAGCGAUACACCGUGCGAUGGAGGGGCUGCUGCACUACAUCAACCCAGCGCACGCCAUCUCUCUGCUCAGCGCCCUCAAUGAGGAGCGCCUCAAGGGACAGCUGUGUGACGUGCUCCUGAUUGUCGGGGACCAGAAGUUUCGAGCCCACAAGAAUGUGCUGGCCGCCAGCAGCGAGUACUUCCAGAGCUUAUUCACAAAUAAGGAGAACGAGUCCCAGAGCGUCUUUCAGCUGGACUUCUGCGAGCCGGACACGUUUGACAAUGUCCUGAACUACAUUUACUCCUCGUCGCUCUUCGUAGAGAAGGGCAGCCUCGCUGCCGUGCAGGAGCUGGGCUACAGCCUGGGCAUCUCCUUCCUGACCAACAUUGUCUCCAAGGCCCCGCAGGCCCCCUUGCCACUGUGUCCCGGCAGGAAGCGGGUGUCCGUGGAUGAGGACGAGGCUGGCUCCCAGAAGCGGAGCGUCAUUGUGUGCCAAGGCAGAGGAGACACACCUGGGAAGGCCACCACGGUGAGCCCGGCCGACCUCAGUCCUGCUUCCCGGCUGUCCCCCAGUAUCACGGCCAAGAACGGGGCCAACAAGCAACACAUCCCGAAGCCAGCGGAGCCACUGACCAAUCUGUCCUUACCUGACAAGAGCUGGCCAAAAGAUGGUACCUCGGUGCUGGCCAAGUCCCUGGAGUCCCCCACGGAGGACCCGAGCAGAAGCAGUUUGGGGAAGAGAAAUGCGGCCCUGCCCUCUAAGCCUGAGCAGGACAGAGAGGCCUCAGAUGACAGGCCAGGGGCCAGUGGCCCACUGCCGAAGGGCAAAGCCAUUGAGCUGGCUCUGAGGAGGCCACGUCCGCCGGUGCUGGCCCUGCACAGCCCCUCAGAGACGCCCUAUCUGCUGAAGGAGACCGGCAAGGGUGGCCAGGGUGAGGAGAGGAACCUGCUGUACUACUCCAAGCUGGGCCUGGUGAUCCCGUCUGGCAGGCCUGGGCCCGGGACCCAGAGCAUUGACAGGAGCGGGCCCCUGGUGAAGAGCUUGCUGCGCCGGUCCCUAUCAAUGGACAGCCAGGUCCCCGUCUACUCCCCUGCCAUAGAUCUGAAGUCCCCACCGGGCUCGGUCGCAGCAGCCAAGGACGCACCGGGCAGCAUCUUCUGUGCUUUGUCUCAGAAAGCUGCGUUCAAAGACUGUGGCGACAGGAAGGCGGCCCCAGAUGGCUGCGCCCCCGUGCUGCAGCCACACCGCCUCCGAUCCUUCAGCGCCUCACAGUCCUCAGAGCGGGAGGCCGCCGGCCCGGUGCCUGAGCUGCGCAUCAAGACCGAGCCCAGCAGCCCGCUGUCCGAGCCCUCCGACAUCAUCCGGGUUACUGUGGGCGAUGCUGCGGCUGCAAGGGACUCAUCCCUGAAAACUGAGGAGGACCCAAAGGACAUGAGCAGGCUCCCGGCGAAGAGGAGGUUCCAGGCGGACAGAAGGUCGCCCUUCAAGAAGGCCAAGGUCAGCGAGCACGGACCCCUGGCUUCGGGUGAGAACUGCGAGGAUGGCUUGAGCCCCCCUCCCCUUGACGGGGACUUCCCAGAUUCAGACUUGCACAGAGACGAAUUUGGUGAGUUGGAGGGGCCGAGACCCAACAAAAGGUUUAAAUGCAAACAUUGCCUUAAAAUCUUUAGAUCAACAGCAGGUCUGCACCGCCACGCUAACAUGUACCAUAACCCAGAGAAGCCCUACGCCUGUGACAUCUGUCACAAGCGGUUUCACACCAACUUCAAAGUGUGGACACACUGUCAGACCCAGCACGGCGUGGUGAAGAACCCGUCCCCGGCCGCGAGUGCACACGGGGUCCUGGAUGAGAAAUUCCAGAGAAAGCUGAUUGACAUAGUGAGGGAGAGGGAGAUUAAGAAGGCCCUGCUCCUUAAGCUGCGGCGCGGCCGGCCGGGGCUUCAGGGCGCGGGUAGCUGCCCCUCCCCGGCGCAGCAAGCCGUCAAGAGGACCCUGCGCCCACGGGCCAAGGGCACGUACGUGUGCGCGCACUGCGGAAAGGCGUGCCGCUUCCUCUCGCAGCUGAAGCAGCACGUGAGGACGCACCCGGGAGAGCGAGCGCUCGGAGCGCACCGGGGCGCUCGGCCCAAGGAGCCUGCGCCGCCGGCCCCGGGCGAGGCGCGCUUCCCGUGCCGCCUCUGUAAUGCUAAGCUCUCUUCUCUUCUAGAGCAAGGCAGCCAUGAGCGCUCGUGCCGGAACGCCGCCGUGUGCCCCUUCUGCAGCCUCAGGUUCUUCUCGGCCGCGCUGAAGCGGGAGCACGAGGCCGCCUGUGAGUACCGCAAGCUGACCUGCCUGGAGUGCAUGCGCACCUUCAAGUCGGCCUUCAGCAUCUGGCGGCACCAGGUGGAGGUGCACAACCAGAACAGCAUGGCGCCGGCCGCCGCCGAGCGCCGCUCCCCGCCCGUGCCCGUGCCCGAGCCCAGCCCCAGCCCCGCGGAGCCCCCGGCGCAGCCCGAGCCCGCGAAGGCCAACCACGUGGCUGCCGCUACUGCCGCUGCCACUGCCGUGCCAGCCAAGGAGGACAGCACGCUCAGCGACUCCUCGGAGCACGUGAACUUUGACUCCGAGGACUCGGCCUGCCUGCCCGAGGACCUCAGCGUCCCCCGGCAGCCGAGGGCGCAGGUGAAGGAGGAGCCCGCCAAAGAGGCUGAGGAAGAGGCGCCCGAGGCCAGCGCACACCGGGUCCCGGGUGCCCGCACGGAGGCCGGGCUGUGGCCCUGUGAGAAGUGUGGGAAGGUGUUCCCGGCGCACCGGCAGCUGGAGCGGCACCAGGAGCUGCUGUGCUCCGUGAAGCCCUUCAUCUGCCACGUGUGCCACAAGGCCUUCCGCACCAACUUCCGCCUCUGGAGCCACUUCCAGUCCCACAUGGCGCAGGCCGCCGAGGAGCCGGCGCAGAAGGAGGCGGAGGGGGCGCCUGCGCCCACAGACUCGCCCUCGCCGCCGCCCCUGCCACCGCCGCCGCCCCUGCCCAAGAUCCAGCCCCUGGAACCCGACAGCCCCACCGGCGCGCCGGAGCACCCAGCCCCAGCACCUGAGAAACUGUUCGCCCCGCAGGAGUCUGACACCCUCUUCUACCACGCGCCGCCCCUCUCAGCCAUCACCUUCAAGCGGCAAUUCAUGUGCAAGCUGUGCCACCGUACCUUCAAGACGGCCUUCAGCCUCUGGAGCCACGAGCAGACGCACAGCUGAGCCCAGCCGAGCCCAGCCGGGUCCACGCCGCAGUGAGGCUAGGAUAACUGCUGGGAACGGGAGGAGCCCUCUGCAGGCUGGGGAGCAGACUCAACACCGCACAGCUGCCCGCCCGCAGGUGACGGUGACCCGCUGCUGGGGGAGUCGGAGUUGCAUGUAUCUCGUGCCUGGGGCAGCGUGAUCACUGGCGAGGUUUCUGGCGCUAGGUAAAGUGAGCUGUGUCCCAAGACCAAAGCCUACUGGGAGGACGUGGAGUCACUGCAGUGUUGAUUUAGAUCCUAAAAUACCUUAGCAAUAAGAGAAUGACAAACCUCAAGUUUAAUAAAUUAUCCUGACACUUGAUAAAAACCAAUAGUUGGUAUUUUGUGGUCAUGGAGAACUUUCUUUUUGUAUGAAAAUUGUGAGAAAUUGAAAUCAGCAAUAGAUGCACUUAAGUUUUUAUGAGGUAGCCGUCUGGCCUCAUUCUUGGUCACCCAGUGUAGGCUGACGGCUGUACUGUAAGAAGACAGGGACAGAAGCACAGCCUAUGGGGUCCACUGCGCCCAGUCCUGGCGCUGCCCCAAGGAAGGACGGUCCACAUCUGGCAUCCUCCAAGCCCCACUACUGUCAGAUUAAAAAGCUGAGUGUGGCUGGGAGGAGAACCAGGGCUGAGAAGCGGCACCCACCUCUGGGCUCCUGUGAGAGUGCAGUGAGGGGGCGCCCUGAGCCUGCAGGCAGGGGCUGUGCCUGCACUGGGGGUGCUGUGCGCACUCAGAGUCCUGACGAGGGACCAGCUGUGCAUGCACUGGGGCCUCCCCUGUUGUGCUCAUUGUGAUUAGGAGAGUUUAGAAGGUGUUGCCCACAGCUCGGUGACAUUUCAAAGGGAAAACUCACCCCACUUGUGUGGGGCGGGCUAAGAAUCCCGAAACAGCAGGUGUUUGUCAGGUAGGGACGCUGAUUCAGACUCCCAGUUACAUGGUUGUUACCAGCUGUUCCAGAUGAAAGUCUGCCACUGUGGCUGUGAGAUGUCUUUGGAGCUGUGCUCUGGCCGGAAGGAGCUGUUGCCAGCGUGCCCCGCCAGUCCUGGGCAGGUGCUCUUGACAGAAACACAAGCGUUUUUAUGAACUACUAACUGACUUUGUAUAUUAGAGAAAUUAUAUAUGAAAUUUUGCCUUUUAUCCUUCCACUUGAAAAAAAAACUAUUAAAAAUCCCAAAAUAUUUUAGUACUUUGUAUUUUGUUCUUCAGUUUGAUGGAGAAAGGGAAGAUAAAGUUAGGUUGCAGUUACUGAUUCCUGCUGUCUUUCUAUUUCUUGAAGAAAUCUAUGCAUUUUAAAGUGGAACCUGACCUUUUCCCGAAGGCAGCGUGGUGGCAUGUGAAUUCUCUCCAUGUGUCACCCCGUGUUGCUGGCUCUGAGCACCCUGUAGCUGUCACUUCUUCAAGAGAAGACAGAGUCACCCACAUGGCCUCUGUGGGCUCUGAAAGUUCCAGAACAUGUGGCACCUUGGCGUUGUGCAGGCAAUAUCCCAGGACUGGACCUUUAUGCCACAUUUUUGAAGGUUUUUAAAAUACUCUUAAUCAGUAAAAAAUACUUUUGAUCUAAAUACAGGCUCUGCAUAUCUGUUAAGAGUUUAACAAUUACCAGUGUUUUUGUCCUCUUCACAUUUUUGUCUAGGCAAGAAAUACAAGAUUUCAAAUAAAAUUUUGAAUCAAAAACAUUUAUAAAUGCAGUUCUGGUUUUUCUAUUACUUUUUAUACUGUACCUUAAAAGCAUCAGGCUGAAAGAGUUUAUUUUGGUGGUCAAAAAAAUUUAAAAAAAGCCUCCACUGGUAUAACUAUUUUAAAUGUUAAGAAGUAGGAUAAUGAAAGACACAUUAAUUGCUUUUUGUAAAGAAUGUUUACCUUGGCCAGCAGGCAGAUACUUGGUGUAAAAUACAUUGGUCUUUCACCCUUGCAAUUCUUUAAAUAGUAAAAGUAUUCUUGUAAAUGUUUUCCUUUGAUUGUAAUUAAUUUUUAAAAAGCUAGACAGUUCAUUAUUCCUUGUAAGUAUUCAGGAUGCCUGCUUUUUUAUGCAGUUGUGAAAGAAUGUAAAAUGUUUAAUAUAUUCUGUUAAUCUGAGAACUCAGUUAUUUUUUUUAUAUGGUGAAUGGAGGGAGUAACAAAAUGUGUUUUUAUCUUUCAAAGUAAGCAAUGGAGGUGACAGUGUUGUGCAUUUUAAUUGUACUAUUUCAAGUUUAAUACUAGAACUUUCAUCUUUAAAGCUAGCAUAGAUUUACAGUUUUUCUAAACUGCAGUUCAGUAAAAAUGUUACUUACUUUUGUGGGGAGAUGUGUGUCCUCACUGGGUUUCUGUUUCAGUAGAGUUUUUCUUUUUUCUUGUUUUGCCUUUUUGAGACAGGGUCUCGCUGUGCCAUUCAGGCUGACCUUGAACUCACUCUGUAGCCCAGACUGGUCUCGAAUUUGUAAGGAUCCUCCUGUCUCAGCCUCCUGAGGGCUGGGAUCACAGGUGUGUGUCACAUACCUGGUGCGAAAGAUCAUUUAAGGCCUUGUGCAUCUUGGCCAACACCAAAUGGUUGUUAUCUAAGUGCAUGUCACCCUCUUGGUGUCACCAGAGGAGGCUGUGGCACAGGUAGAAGGCAGCCUUGCUGGGGGCAGGUCUCAAAGAGCAGACGAAUGUUGCCCUUGGCCAUUCCGUGAUCUGGAACCAUAAGGAAGGAAAGGAUUUGCAUUUUCCUGGUACAGAAAUAAUUAGGUGUCCUGACAGAUUUCUUUAUAACCCUCACCCAAUUAACCAUUGACUAUUACAAAUCACUUCAUUGAUUUCUGAUGUCCUGAUGUUUUUUGCAAUAAUUGUGAAAUGCAUUAUUGAUUUGAAUAAUGCUGAUCCACAUUUAGUAAGUGUUAACGCUGAGUACUAUGCUGUUAAUUUGUUUGUUUGUGUGUUUUAAAGACAGGUUUUCCCCUGUGUGGCUUUAGCACUUUAAGGACUUGGAUGUUUGCAUAACCCUAAGAUCUCCUCCAGCGGGGCUGGGGGCCGUGCUGGGGGCGGUGAGGAUCUGCACAGGGCUAGAGGAGCCUGAAUGAGUCUGGCCAGAAAACAGAAGUGAGUUCUUGUGAGGUGUUUUAAAAAGUCACUUUAGAAUCAGGCUGUGGGGACCCAAAGUAUUUUACUAUAAAUCUUUAAAUAGUCACCGAGCCUGGUGUUCUUCCACCAGACAUCAGUGCCAUUAGGUGUAUGGUGACUCGGCCUCGAGCAUUCACAGGUGAUGACCGUCAUUGCCAGGGACCCCAGCCUCAGCUCCCUGAGUGGGUGCUCACUGCUCAAAGAGAAACAGACGGGGACUUACAGAUGUGUCUGUUCGUUGUCCUUCCUGCCUCAGCAGAGGAAACCUCGGCUUUAGGAAUAAGGUUUGGGACGAGAAUUAAUAGUGAAUAGAACCGUGUUACUCCAUUGCUUACUUGUACCCGAUUCUGCUGUCUGUUUACUUUGCUGAAAUCUUGACUGAGAGUGAUUGGAUUCAAUAAACGUGUGCUGUAUUUUGCUGA